This is a messenger RNA of Saccostrea cuccullata (small rock oyster), 934 nucleotides long. Its product is annotated as putative succinate dehydrogenase [ubiquinone] cytochrome b small subunit, mitochondrial. Gene Ontology annotation, cellular component: membrane; mitochondrial envelope. Bases 65 to 592 code for a protein of 175 amino acids. Lineage: Eukaryota; Metazoa; Mollusca; Bivalvia; Ostreida; Ostreidae. Gene Ontology annotation, molecular function: succinate dehydrogenase (quinone) activity; heme binding; ubiquinone binding. Gene Ontology annotation, biological process: mitochondrial electron transport, succinate to ubiquinone; tricarboxylic acid cycle. The record is from RefSeq and is a predicted model, not a curated record. The transcript has 4 exons.
AACUUACUCAUAGUUGUGGACGAGUUGCGUCCCAUAUGUGUGAACUCUUCAGUUCAAAAUCAAGAUGGCUACCAUCGGUCUUUUGAGGGCCUGUCGAGGUAAUGGCUGUUUAUUUAUGAAGAACAGUUUGCUUCACCAAAGACUUCCUGCUAAUCUUCAGAACAGUCUAAUUACCAAACAUUUCUCCCUGACGCCUGUUGCCAGCAGUAAUGCUGUGAUAGAGUUUUUCAGAGCACGAAACUUCAGGGCAAAAAGGGGUCCAUUUCGACCAGAGGAGAAGCGUGGCGACCAUGCUAUGAUGGCAUCUACACACUGGAAGAUUGAACGCCUGUUGGCCAUCAGUAUGUUAGGAGUAAUGCCAGCUUGUCUCUUUGUGCAGGGACCCAUCAUGGACACAUUAUUAUCAAUAACAGUUCUUUUACAUGGAUUCUGGGGUGUGGAUGGUGUUCUCACAGAUUAUUUGGAGAAAUUUGUUCCUUGGAUCCACUAUCCCUGGUAUCUGAUCACCAUAGCUGGACUAGCUGGACUUUUUUACUUUAAUUACAAUGAUGUCGGGGUCUGUGAGGCAAUCCGAAUGGUCUGGAGAAUGUAAUUCCCCGGAUUCAGUGCUAUUUAAAUCAUUCGAUGCUACUAGUUAAAAAGACUUUGUAUAAACCUUUUACUUGAGAGUACUGGUAUUAGCCACGAGCUUACACAAGCAUUCAACAGAAUUUGCAUAAUCAAAUAAUCUGCAAAAAGUCAACAGGAAACGUUUAUGUUUAGUUUGCACUAGUUUUUAUUAAAUCAGUGUAAAACUGUAAUAUUUUUCCCCUAUAAAUAUUUUGAAAGAUUUUGUAUGUUGAAAUCCAAGAUUGUUUUAUCAUGGAGAAAAAAAUUUGUGCUUUGUAACAUAUAUUUGCUUAAGUUCAUUAUUUAAUAAAAUUUAUUUAAUGUU